GUCACCCGGAACCUGGAGAUCCGGGAACCUUGACACCCGGACAGGCCGGACCGCGACACAGCGGAAACGAGCCGUUCCGGAAUCUCGACAUGGAGCUGCUGUCAUUCGAGGAUGUGUCCAUUGACUUCUCCCCAGAGGAGCGGGAAUGCCUAGACCCUGCUCGGUGGAAUUUGUAUAGGGGUGUGAUGUUGGAGAAUUACAGGAACCUUGUCUCCCUGGGUCUUGCUGUGUGUAAACCUUACCUGGUCACGUUUCUGGAGCAGAGCAAGGAGCCUUUGAAUGUAAAGAGACAAGAGUCAGGAACCAUAUGUCCAGAGGACCUCUGCAGAUAUAACCAGUCUGGGGAAGACUUUGCUCAGCACUCAGAACUCGCCACCCAUCCACGCCCACCUGUUCAAGAGAAGUCUCAGAAUCGCAAAGAAGGUGGCAAAGCUUUUACUUAUAAUGCAACUUCUAUUAGAAAACGGAGGGCUCCAAAAAGAGAGCAGCUUUACCAAUGUGAAGAAUGUGGCAAAACCUUUAAUAAUAGUUCAAACCUCACCCGACACCAGAUAAUCCACACAGGAGAGAAACCCUACCCUUGCCAAGAGUGUGGCAAAGCCUUCAAUAAUGUUUCAACCCUGACACGGCACCAGAUGAUUCACGCUGCCGAGAAACCCUACAAGUGUACAGUGUGUGACAAGGCCUUUCACUUCUCCUCGUACCUUAACCAACACCAGAGGAUCCACUCGGGAGAAAAACCCUAUAAAUGUCAAGAAUGUGGCAAAGGGUUUUAUUAUCACUCGACCCUGACUAGACACCAGAUAAUCCAUACGGGCGAGAAACCCUAUGAAUGCCAAGAGUGUGACAAAGCCUUCAACAAUAGGUCAACCCUGACUCGGCAUCAGGCGAUUCACGCGGGAGGGAAGCCUUACACGUGUAACGUGUGCGAGAAAGCCUUUCACAGCGCUGCCCACUUUCACCGACACCAGAAAAUCCACUCGGGGGUGACGGCAUAUCGAUGUGAAGAGUGUGGCAAAUCCUUUAGCUAUUCUUCACGCCUUAAUCGGCAUCUGAGAAUCCACGCGCGCGAGAAGCUCUACGUGUGUAAAGAGUGUGGCGAGGCCUUUAGCCGCUCUUCGCACCUUAACCAACACCAGAAUAUUCAUUUUGCAGAGAAACCUUACCGGUGUAAGAAAUGUGGCAGGGCCUUCGCCUGUUCUUCACAGCUAUAUAGGCACCGGGCAAGCCACAGCGCCGAGAAGCCCUACACCUGCCAGGAAUGUGGCAAAGGCUAUCACCGUCCCUCGUCCUUUGAUCUGCACCAGAGACUGCAUACCGGAGCUAGCCUCUACAGAUGUGCAGAGUGUGGCAAGGUCUGUCGCUGCGCUUCACACCUUACCCAACACCGGAGGGCUCACACGGGGGAGAAACCCUACAGCUGCCAAGAAUGCGGCAAAGCUUUUAACUGUUCCUCACACCUUCACCGGCACCGGGUAACUCACACGAGAGAGAAACCCUUCCAGUGUAGAGAGUGCGACAAGGCUUUUAAGGACAGUGCGACACUUUGUCGACACGAGAGGAUUCAUACCGGAGAAAAACCCUAUCAAUGCAAAGAAUGCGGGAAAGCCUUUAAUAACUCCUUUAAGUACCGCUCCAUCCUCUCCCAACACCGCGUCAUUCAUACUGCUGCAAGGCCCUACCAAUGUCAGGAAUGUGGCAAAGCCUUCAAAAGAAGUAGGAACCUCACACAACACCAGAUGACUCAUAAGAGGGAGAAACCAUACAAAUGUGAAGACUGUGGUAAAGCCUUCACUACACAUUCGGUACUUAUUCAACACCAAAUCAGUCACACUGGAGAGAAACCCUACAAAUGUAAAGACUGUGGCAGAUCCUUUAAAUAUAAUUCAACCCUCACUCAGCAUGAAGUCAUUCAUAGUGAAGCAAAGCCCUACAGAUGUCAGGAAUGUGGCAAAGCCUUCAAGAGAAGGCACACCCUUAGUCAACAUCAGAUAAUUCAUAAAGGAGAGAAACCGCACAAGUGUAAGGAAUGUGGCAAGACCUUUAGUAAACAUUCAUCUCUUACCCAACACCAGGUCAUUCACACUGGCGAGAAACCCUAUAAAUGUAACGAAUGUGGGAAAGCCUUCAGAUAUCAGUCAACCCUGACUCGACACCAAAUUGUUCAUACCGGGGCAAAGCCCUACCAAUGUCAGGAAUGUGGCAAAGCCUUCAAUAAUAGCUCAACUCUCAGUCGCCACCAGAGAAUCCACACAGGAGAGAAACCCUACAAAUGUCAAGAGUGUGGCAAAGCCUUUUACUGUUCUUCAUUUUUGAUCCAGCAUAUGAAAAUUCAUUUUGAAGAGAUGCCCUAUAGAUGCAAAGAGUGUGGUAAACCCUUUAGGCUUUCCUCACAGCUGAUUCGACACCAGAGAAUCCAUACUGGAGAGGAACCUUAUCUAUGUAAAGAGUGUGGCAAAACCUUCAAAUACCACUCAAACCUGACUCGACACCAAAUACUUCAUACUGGAGCGAAACCCUACAAAUGUCAGGAAUGUGGCAAAGCCUUCAAUAAUAGCUCAACACUUACCCGACACCAGAUAAUCCACACAGGAGAGAAACCCUACAAAUGUCAAGAGUGUGGCAAAGCCUUUUACUGUUCCUCGUACUUGAUCCAGCAUAUGAAAAUUCAUUUCGAAGAGAUUCCCUAUAGAUGCAAAGAGUGUGGUAAGCCCUUCAAAUGUUCUUCGCAGCUUGUUCGACACCAGAGAAUUCACAGUGGAGAGAAACCCUACAUAUGCAAAGAAUGCGGCAAAGCCUUCAAUUGUACUUCGUACCUUACUAAGCAUCAGAGAAUUCAUACUGGAGAGAAACCCUACGUGUGUAAAGAGUGUGGCAAAGCCUUUAAUUGUUCUUCCUAUCUUUCUAAACACCAGAGAAUUCAUAUUGGUGACAGACUGUAUAAAUGCAGGGAAUGUGGCAAAGCCUACUACUUUUCUUCACAGCUUAACCGACAUCAGAGAAUCCAUACGGGAGAGAAACCCUACAUAUGUCAAGAGUGUGGCAAAGCCUUCAACUGUUCCUCAUAUCUCAAUAAGCAUCAGAGAGUCCAUGUUGUAGAAAAGCCCUAUGUGUGUAAGGAGUGUGGCAAGGCUUUUAACUGUGCUGCAUACCUUACUAAGCACCAGAGGAUUCAUACCGGAGAUAGAGUUUACAGAUGUAAAGAGUGUGGCAAAGCCUAUUACUUUUCCUUCCAGCUCAAUCGGCACCAGAGAAUACAUACCCAAGAGAAAUCCCAUCGCUGUAAGGAGUGUGCCAAAGCCUUUAUUACUUCUUCCAGCCUGAAGCGGCACCAGGAAACUCAUGUUAGCGAAACCCAGCAGUGUAUAGAAUUUGGCAAAGCCUCAAUAGUAAGAAUUUGUCAGUAGGUGUUUCAUAAAGGGGAAACACCCCAUAUAUACAGUUCAGGACUUGAAUAACUGCAGGGUCCCUAGCUCACACCGAAAGGCUCAUAGGUGAGGGAGACACUCCAAGCGUGAAGUGUGCCGAAACCUGUAACAGGUGUGUAGCAGCUACUCUGUACUAAACAGUCCACAGGGGAGAGCAGCUUACAGAUGCCAUAAUAUGGCCUGGCCUUGGGUCUCAGCAGAAAAUUCAUAUCAGAAAGAGCGCUGUCCUAUGUGUAGCCCUCAGAGGAGUCUAGUGCUGUCCUGGAAACCCCCUCACUAAAUAAAAAUAUUAACAAU
Messenger RNA from Microtus ochrogaster (prairie vole), 3725 nucleotides. RefSeq lists its product as uncharacterized. Gene Ontology annotation, biological process: regulation of transcription by RNA polymerase II. Gene Ontology annotation, molecular function: RNA polymerase II transcription regulatory region sequence-specific DNA binding; DNA-binding transcription factor activity, RNA polymerase II-specific. The record is from RefSeq and is a predicted model, not a curated record. Gene Ontology annotation, cellular component: nucleus. NCBI's taxonomy places the organism in Eukaryota, Metazoa, Chordata, Mammalia, Rodentia, Cricetidae.